AAGACGUGCAGGAUUUAAUUCUGUGUAAACCACGUUUAAUACCGCUCAAAAGUUUUACAUUGGAGAAACUGGAGAAAAUGCAACAGGAAGCCAAAAGGGCACAACAAGAGAAAAGUCCAAAAAGUGAAUAAACUGUAUAAGUCAACAUGGGUUAUACGUCGCUGGUCUCGAAGAUUCUGCUUUCGUUUAUAAUAUCGUCGUUCGUUUUAUACAGAUAUGGGAAUUGGUAUAGACAUCAUAUUUUUGUUACACUAACAGUAUUAUUGGCCUGGUUCUGCAGUUUCUGCAUUGUGUUUGCUCUACCUCUUGAUGUUGUAUCAACAUUAUAUCGCCAAUGUUUACAAGAGCAUCCAAAUUCAACUCUGACAUUAACCACAAACAUUUCAAAUAGCACACCAAUACCUCCAAAAUAUUGUUUUGAACCUUUGAGUCAUGUACCUGACAAGGUAUUUCCAAAUUUAUGGAGGACAGUUUACUGGAGCACACAAUGUUUAACUUGGUUGAUUAUGCCAAUGAUGCAGUCAUAUAUAAAAGCAGGCGAUUUUACAGUAAAGGGGAAACUAAAAUCUGCUAUUAUUGAUAAUGCUAUUUAUUAUGGGUCUUAUUUACUUAUUUGUGGUGUACUGCUUAUAUAUCUAGCACUUAAACCAGGCAUUGAUCUAGAUUGGCCUAAGUUAAAAGCCAUUGCAUCUUCAGCCAGUAACACCUGGGGUUUGUUUUUGUUGGUGCUUCUUUUGGGUUAUGCAUUGGUAGAGGUUCCUAGAAAGUUAUGGAAAAAUUCCGACCGCAGUUACACUUUAAGUCACCACUAUUUUCUUGCAGCAAAACUAAGUUCUGAUAAAUGUGAAGCUGAAGAAACUGUUGAUGAUGUUUUAGAGUCUUUGCAAGCUGUUUCAUUAGCUGUAAGACCAGGACAAAUGUUGCACAAACAUUUGGAGACAAUUUUACAGAAAGUUCCCACAGAACUGAGGGACAGAAUGAGUAGGAGGCAGCUACCUGAAGACACUCCCACUGAUAUGCCUACUGAGAAGGCACUUGUGAGGUUACAUAAACAGGCAAUAAAAUCAUUGCAAGUUCUACAAAGAACUGAAAACCAAUGGAACAGACUUGUUAUGAAAAUCUUUGACUUGGAAGAUACACUUAAAAACCAAGUCUCAAGGGAUCGACGUUUUAAGAAAACAUUUGAGAAAGAAAAAGGCUGGUUAUCUAAUAUACAGGUUAUACCUGUUUUAGAGUGGUACUGGAAAUGUUUAAUCUUUAGCUAUUACCAAAAAGGUCUCGCAAUAAUAUGUGGUAUAUUGUCAGCUUGUGUUGUUUGGUCAGAAUUAACUUUCUUUAAUAUAUAUCCACCUCUAUCGAUAUUCGCGUUAAUGGUUUAUAGAACCAAGGAGCAUUACACUGAACAUGCUUUAGACACCAUAGAACUUGUAUCUACCUGCGUCAUGUUGUACUUGUGCUACUGCGCAUUCUCCACGGUACUUAAAAUACGUGUGCUGAAUAUUUACUAUUUGGCUCCCCAUCAUCAAACCAACGAGUACAGUUUAAUAUUUUCGGGAAUGAUGCUUAGCAGAUUGACACCUCCGCUUUGUUUGAAUUUCUUGGGUUUAAUACACAUGGACAGUCAUGUUAUUAAAAGUCAAGUAAUGGAAACUUAUUACACACAAAUUAUGGGUCAUAUGGAUGUGAUUGGAAUAAUUUCUCAUGGUUUCAAUAUAUACUUUCCUAUGGCAAUACUAUUGUUUUGUUUGGCGACGUACUUCAGUCUGGGUUCUAGAUUCCUAUCUAUGAUUGGUUUCCAUCAGUUCAUAGGAGAUGAUGAAAUGACCACAGACCUAAUUGAGGAAGGAAGGGAAUUAAUUAAAAGAGAAAAGAGGAAACUACAAAGGGCUGAAGAAUCAUCAAACAGAAGAAAGGAAUUCCAGGAAAGGUUCCCAACCACUGGUCGUUUUAGGCAAAGCAGAAAUAGUACAGAUACUAUUCGACCUAUGACCCAAUUGGAGAACAUGGAAGGCACCAGAUCAAACUUGUUAAGGGGCAGCUCUUUUGAGAGUACAAGAUACACGUCAGAUGACGUGGAUACAAGAUUUCCACCGGAUGAAAUGGAUAUCGAUGCGAGGUUUGGUGCCAGUACUCACAUAAACGAACGGUUUAAUAACAGUCCGGAAUUCGAAACGACUUACCAAAUGGGUAGUGGACAGCGUACCCGAGUGGUAAUAUCUCCCCGAGGCAUUUUCGACGACGUGUGAAAGCUUAAAGUAGUAAUUUGCCCUAAAACUUGGCAGUAUGUAGUCAUUCCAUAAAAAUCUGAGAUUCAGAGUGUCCAUUGAGUUUUAUUUACAAAGAAGCUGUUACACUUAACGUAUAUGUGCUUUAAAAUACUUAAGAUUAGCAAAAUUGUGUUACACACAGUUAGGAUAAGGAUUUAUAUUUUAAUAAAUGGUAUUAUUAUUAAAUGGAUAACAAACUAAGUCAAUGUUAAUUGUUACACUGUUAUUAUUUAUAUCGUACACAUUAUGUAUACAAGUAUAUCUAAAAAAUACCACAACAUGAUAUGUUAACUAGGAAUUUAUAAUAAAAUUUAUCAUAGGAUA
Aethina tumida (small hive beetle) is the source of this 2591-nucleotide messenger RNA. RefSeq names its product LMBR1 domain-containing protein 2 homolog. Gene Ontology annotation, cellular component: membrane. Lineage: Eukaryota; Metazoa; Arthropoda; Insecta; Coleoptera; Nitidulidae. Bases 147 to 2246 code for a protein of 699 amino acids. The record is from RefSeq and is a predicted model, not a curated record. The transcript is spliced from 10 exons.